This is a messenger RNA of Puntigrus tetrazona (Sumatra barb), 1925 nucleotides long. RefSeq names its product G protein-coupled receptor 78a (gene gpr78a). Gene Ontology annotation, biological process: adenylate cyclase-activating G protein-coupled receptor signaling pathway. The record is from RefSeq and is a predicted model, not a curated record. The transcript has 3 exons. Gene Ontology annotation, molecular function: G protein-coupled receptor activity. The coding region runs from base 343 to 1389 and encodes 348 amino acids. Gene Ontology annotation, cellular component: membrane. Lineage: Eukaryota; Metazoa; Chordata; Actinopteri; Cypriniformes; Cyprinidae.
CUGGCUGCACGUGAGCCGGGAGCGCUCAGAGAAGAACAAUUCAGUGCGCAUGAGCGCGCGCUCCGAACCGCGCGCUCUCACUUCACCUCACACAGUCGAGCGCGUCGUAUUACGGUGCCUAAUUUAAAUAAUACAAACAUUAAUUCCGUAGACGACGAUGCUACGAUAAUCAAAUUAAAAAUCUCUUCAGCACACCGGCCAGCGCUCAUCGACAAUGACCGACACUUAACGGCGGUGGGUUUUUUUAAACCAAAGCAGAAUGGAAAGCGGCAAAAAUGAGCCACCGAGGAUCCAAAAGGAGCUCAACUCGCGACAAAUCAGCUGCUGACUUCGGACGGAGUCAUGAACUUAUUGGAUAUCUUUCUAGAACUACUCAUCGUUGUAAUUGCAGUGGUGUCGCUCGUGGCGAACUUGCUGGUGUUACUGUGCUUCACCUGCAGCGCACAAGUUCGCGCACAGGUGCCGGGGAUCUUCAUCAUGAACCUCUCCUUCUGCAACAUCCUCAUCUCUGUCCUCAACAUGCCUUCCACCUUGCUUGGGGUCGCAAAGCACCAGAAGCCUUUCGGCGACCACUUUUGCUACACAGUGAGCUUCAUGGAUACUUUUCUGACCACCAACACGAUGUUGAGCAUGGCAGCUCUCAGCAUAGACCGCUGGAUAGCCGUGGUUUUCCCUCUGACUUAUCCCAGCAAAAUGAGACUCAAGAACGCCGCGCUAAUGGUCAGCUACGCCUGGCUUCACUCGCUCGCAUUCUCGCUCACUGCUCUCCUGCUGUCCUGGGUCGGCUACAGUCCCGCGUACGCGUCUUGCACCGUGCACCUGACAGAAGAUGCUGAGGGCCGCGGGCGCUUCGCGGUGUUUACCGCGGUCUUCCACGCUUGCACCUUCGCCCUCUCGCUGUUCGUCUUAUGCUUUGCGUACCUGAAAGUGCUACAAGUGGCGCGCUUCCAUUGCAAGAGGAUAGACGUCAUAACGGUGCAGACGCUUUUACUGCUUGUCGACAUUCACCCGAGUGUAAAGCAACGGUGCUUAUUGGAACAGAAGAAAAGGAGGCAGAGGGCCACUAAGAAAAUCUGCGUUUUCAUCGGCUCGUUCGUCCUGUGCUUCGCCCCCUAUGUCAUAACACGACUGACCGAACUGGCUCCUUCAGUAAAAAUCGACCGUUAUUGGGGGAUCGUGAGCAAGUGCUUGGUGUACAGCAAAGCUGCGUCUGACCCUUUCGUCUACUCCCUCUUACGGCAACAGUAUAAGAAGGCCCUUUUUGGAAUUUGCAACAGGAUUUUGGGACGGAACCUAUACACACUUUCUGGUCACAGCAGUCCCUCGGACAUGGAAAAUGAAUGCUACUCACAAAGGGUUAACAAGCUGAUGGAGGAUAACUGUCACUAGAGCAGGUGAAAAAGGCUGACCACUGACACCCUCAGAAAGACGUGCUCAGCUUUGUGCUGGUUAGUCAGUGGCUGAAUGCCAUACCAAACUGCCUAUAAUUUCUGGAAUAAUGGCAUACACUGUAUAAUUUCUGUUAAAUUCAUGCUAGGUCAAAAUUUUCUUUUAUUGAAUUCAGACCAUGAAGUUUUGCACACUCAACUUAUAAAUGUAUGACUCUUUAUUCACAACAUAGUACUGUAAUGUGUAUUAUAAUGUACAUUCUGAAAAAAAAAAAAAACUAUAGUAGAAGAGUAAGCAUUGUAUAAAUAUUUAUCAUUGUAAGAAGUGAUGACCUGCACUUACUUUAAAAUAUAAUUCAACCUGAUUAAUCUCAUGGCGUUUAGUUUUAUGUAUGUAAUUUAUGAAUUAAUGUAUUUAGGUUAAAACAGUGCUAAAGUGCCUAUUCGGUUCAGAACGCAAUUUUUUUAUUUAUUUUAUUUUUUGAAGGGGAUACUCCACUUACUCUACUUCUAAAUAAAAAAAUACAUUAAAAUAAA